This is a messenger RNA of Manihot esculenta (cassava), 2381 nucleotides long. Its product is annotated as SMR domain-containing protein At5g58720. NCBI's taxonomy places the organism in Eukaryota, Viridiplantae, Streptophyta, Magnoliopsida, Malpighiales, Euphorbiaceae. Bases 502 to 2046 code for a protein of 514 amino acids. The transcript has 11 exons. The record is from RefSeq and is a predicted model, not a curated record.
AACCAAAAAAAAAAAAAAAAAGAACUCAAUGGUAUGUCUUGGGGAAAGGAACCAAUUUGGACAUCUUUCGGAAUUGGGAAUAAAUGGAGGAGGAUGGCGCGUGGUGUGACUAUGUCUAGGAAAAGAGCGUGAGGUCAAAUCUUUUAUGAAUUGACUUAAAAUGAAUCGGAUUCUCUUUACAAGACGGAAUCACGAUCAAACGCGUACCGGCCGAGAUUCGCUGCUGUCAAUUUUUUUUGGGUGAAAAAAAAAAACACGUCUACCUUCUGUCGAUUAUUUUUAUAUGCCAUGGAUGGAAUUGGAGCUUGAAUUUCUCUAUCCGUUGCCUUAUCCCUGUCUCUGCAUGCAUUGGUCUGUUAUUUUUUUGAUUUUUUAGCGUCCAAUCUUACUUUUCAUAGUCUCUUCUAUUUCUGCCGCCCCCAAUAAUUUAGGGUUCCGCAAAAUCUAUCUGCCUAUCAAUUCUCCUCGAUUUUUGCAAAAGCCCUUCAAUCUAUACGAUCCAUGAAGCAGCAAACAAAGAGGAAAAAGAAGAAGCACCGUCCCUCACGCGCCUCCAAUCCGUCCAGCAACCACGCACCUCAUGACGGAGAGCAAAAUCCACAGCAGCAGCACACUAAUAUGGUUUUGUCGUUGAUGGAGGCGUUUGAUUCCAUCUCGUUCGAAGAAGCCUCCUCCGCUUGCAGAGAAGGCGACGGUGAUGUAAACAAAGCGGCCGGGAUCUUAGCUAAUUUGACAGAUAAUUUAGAGGAUCCAUCUACGAGUUCGGUUUCGAGUUUGGACUUGGGUUCGGGUUUAAACUCGAGUACUGCGGGUUCUAGUUUGGGCUCGUCGGAUGGCUAUAUGGAGGUGAAUAUGAGUGUGGUGAACAGGAAGGGCUUUCGAGGAAAUCAUAAGCAGAAGAGAGUCGUCGCCGUUACGGGGACGGUUUCAACGGUUCUGGGAAAGGAGUAUAUCAACGCAAGCCCUAGGAGAGAUUCAACGAAAACAAAGGAGUUUGUUAAUGGUGUAGUGGUGAAGGAAGAGGCUGAGCAGUUCUUGUGUUCUAUGCUUAGUGACGAUUGCGAGCUAAGCAUGGCUGUUGUUAGAGAUGUCCUCUGUCAGUGUGGGUAUGACGUUGAAAAGGCUUUAGAUGUGUUGCUUGAUUUAUCUGCUUCCUCCUACGAGCAGUCAAGGAAUAGUAGAUAUUUCAAUAAUCCCAUGAACUAUAAAGAAGAUAAUGCAUGUGCUGCUGAGCGUAAUGAUAAUGUUACAGAUAAAGCAUCUGAUUGCACUUCUCGUUCAACUGAAAAUGAGGGUAAUGAAAGCAUAUGGAGCUAUGAUUGCAGGAAUUAUUCUGAAGCUCCAUUAACCACCCCUAGAGGUAAUGAGUCAGAUCUCCCUCAAAAGGUGUUGGAAUCUUUGUUUCACAUCUCCAGAAGCUCUGAACAUGAACCAGGCUCCAUGAAUUGGAGGAAUGUAGUAAAGAAAAUGCAGUUGUUGGGUUCUGGAGUUGAUGUCUGUCCAUCUAGUGAUGCAGUUUCUCAACAUGACACUUGUGCUAAGGGGGCUGAGUAUCACCUGUUUCGACAAUCUGCUAAGCAGCAUUGGGAUUCAAUGAGAUCUUACUACCAAAAAGCUGCAGUAGCAUAUUCGAAGGGAGAACGGGAAUAUGCAGCCUAUCUUUCAGACCAGGGCAAAUUACAAACUAAAUUGGCUCAAGCAGCAGACGAAAGAGCAAGCCAGGAUAUUUUUAAAGCUAGAAACAAGGGCAUAGAAAAUAUAAUAACGAUUGAUUUGCAUGGGCAGCAUGUCAAACAAGCAAUGAAGCUAUUGAAACUUCACCUUCUCUUUGGAACAUAUGUUCGUUCAAUUCAAAAUCUCAGAGUAAUCACAGGAUGUGGAAGUCAUGGUGUGGGAAAGUCAAAACUCAAACAAGCAAUCAUAAAACUUCUGGAAAGGGAGGGGAUUAGAUGGAGCGAAGAGAACCGAGGAACAGUGCUUAUUAAGCUUGAUGGAUUGAAAGAAUAUAGCUUUCUGGAUUCAGAUAGUGAUACUGAACCACUGUAGGAUAACUACUUCAAUCCCAACUCACAAGAUGUUCCUUGAUAUAUAUUUAUUUAGAUUUUUUUUUUUGGAAAAACAGUCAGUAGGGUGGCGUGGGUCAUCUACUGCUGAUGACAGGGUUUCAGAUGUUCAUAUUUAUGUAAAGCUCCUUCAUAUCUGUAGUUGGGUGAAGGGUUAAGCUAGACAUAAGUGCCCCUAGAAUGAUGUGGUUGACCAUGUAGCAACCUGUAUCCUGUUCAUUUAUUAGAACUGACAUGACAUAUGGUCAAGAUGUACAUCUGCAUGUUGUAGACUUACCAUCUUACUUUGUUUAUCAAUGGAAAAGAAGUUUGAAUGAA